AUGUUUUCCAGUAUUCCCAGGUCGUUGAUAUGCUGCUCCACGGCUAUAGGCCCGAAUCGGGCUUUAGCGUUCGCGUUAACGAAAUGUCCAGUGUUCUUAGAUCAAUGUCGAAACUACCACGAGGUUACCGGAAAUAUUAUAUGCCCCAACAUGGUGCGGGGUAUCGAUCAUCUGAGAGACCCUCGUCUUAACAAGGGUCUCGCAUUUACAUUAGAAGAACGUCAAGCGCUUGGCAUUCACGGCCUUUUGGCGGCCAAGUUCAAAUCUCAAGAAGAGCAACUGGACAUUUGCAGGAUAUCAAUAGAUAGAUACGAGGACAAUCUGAACAAAUAUCUUUACCUCGUCGAGUUACAGGAUAGAAAUGAGAAAUUGUUCUUCAGACUCCUAUCGGAGAAUGUUGAGAAGUAUUUGCCAAUUGUAUACACACCCACUGUUGGACUUGCGUGCCAAAGAUUUGGUCUCAUUUACAGAAGACCUAGAGGUCUUUUCAUAACUAUCAAUGAUAAGGGGCAUAUAUUUAACAUCCUUAAGAACUGGCCGGAACCAGAUGUACGAGCGGUAGUGUUCACAGACGGUGAACGUAUCCUAGGUUUAGGUGAUUUAGGUGCAUAUGGUAUGGGUAUACCUGUCGGUAAACUGUCCUUGUACACCGCCCUAGCAGGCAUCAAACCUCAUCAAUGUCUGCCUAUCACGUUGGAUGUUGGUACUGAUAACCAGGAUUUACUGGAAGACCCACUUUAUAUCGGUUUACGUCAGAAACGCGUAAGAGGAAAAGAAUACGACGAGUUUAUCGACGAAUUUAUGGAGGCGUGUGUUCAACGAUAUGGACAAAACACGCUUUUGCAAUUCGAAGACUUCGCUUUAGGAAACGCGGGUCGUUUGCUAGCGAAAUACAGGAAUAAGUAUUGCACGUUCAACGAUGAUAUCCAAGGCACGGCAAGUGUUGCGGUCGCGGGACUUAUGGCGGCCGUCAGAGUUACGAAGAGGAAGCUAAGCGAAAACAUCUAUUUGUUUUUGGGAGCCGGAUCGGCAGCCAAUGGUAUUGCUAAUUUAACAGUCGCAGCCAUGGUAGCUGAUGGUCUUACAGAGAAACAGGCCCAAGAACGCGUAUACAUGUUCGACAUAGAUGGUCUGCUUUCAACUAGAAGGGAAGGCGGUGUUCCACCUCAUGCGAAGGCUUUUGGUAAAGACAUAGAGCCCGAGAAGGACUUUGAAAAGUGUGUGGCGAAGAUCAAGCCUAGCUGUCUUAUUGGAUGUUCAACCGUCGGUGGAGCUUUUACACCUAACGUGUUGAAGCAAAUGGCGCAGAACAUCGAGCGGCCAGUAGUGUUCGCUCUCUCCAAUCCCACUAGCAAAGCGGAAUGUACUGCUCAAGAUGCUUAUGAUUAUACAGAGGGUCGUUGCAUCUUCGCAUCGGGCUCUCCGUUCCCGCCGGUGCACUACGAUGGUAAGGAGUUCCAUCCCGGCCAAGGCAACAACUCGUACAUAUUCCCCGGUGUGGCUCUCGGCGUUAUAGCAACUGCGACCCACCAUAUACCCGAGACUAUGUUCUUGACUGCUGCUAGGACCCUAGCAAACUACGUGAGUGAAUCCGACUUGGCCAUCGGUCGUAUCUACCCGUCGUUGGCGGAAGUGAAAGAGGUGUCACUCGCCAUAGCCAUCGAAGUAGCGAAAAUGGCCUACGAUGAAGGUCUUGCUUCAGUAUACCCCGAGCCGAAAAAUUUAGGUAAGCACGUGGAAAACCAAAUGUACAACUAUAACUACGAGAGCUCCAUGCCAGUUGUAUGGGAUUGGAAACCCGAAGAGAAGUUCAACGUACGACCAAUACAACCAGUACCUAAGAACAUU
Messenger RNA from Brenthis ino (lesser marbled fritillary), 1848 nucleotides. NCBI's taxonomy places the organism in Eukaryota, Metazoa, Arthropoda, Insecta, Lepidoptera, Nymphalidae. The record is from the annotation of a GenBank genome assembly.